Molecule: messenger RNA, 345 nt
Organism: Staurois parvus
Lineage: Eukaryota; Metazoa; Chordata; Amphibia; Anura; Ranidae
Source: the annotation of a GenBank genome assembly
AAGAGCCAAUGACACAGGCUCUAUCAUGUGAUCAGCUAUGUCCAAUCACAGCUGAUCACUGAUCAUCAGGGCACUGACUGACAAUCAGUGUAGCCCCAUCAGUGCCAUCUGUCAGUAUCCAUCAAUGCCACUUGUCAGUGCCCAUCAAUGCCACCUGUCAGUGCCCAUCAGUGCACAUCAAUGCCACAUUGCAGUUCCUACCAGUGCACAUCAAUGCCACAUAUCAAUGCCCAUCUGAGCUGCCUUUCAGUGCCAACUAUCAGUGCCAGUCAGUGCCACCUAGCAGUGCCAGUCAGUGCCACCUAUGAGUGCUGCCAAUCAGUGCCACCUAUCAGUGCCCAUAAU